Messenger RNA from Microcebus murinus (gray mouse lemur), 12716 nucleotides. The record is from RefSeq and is a predicted model, not a curated record. Lineage: Eukaryota; Metazoa; Chordata; Mammalia; Primates; Cheirogaleidae.
UUCCCUGGCAUCGGCUUGGCCCUCAUCUCUGGAGCAUCUGAACCCGGGGCAGGAGGAAGGGGAGUUACUUCCGGAAUCUCGGGGAGCAGAGGCCGUAGGGACUGGACUGCUGAGAUUGCGGCCCCCUUUUACAGAGAGGAGGGCCCUUGCACCCUCUCCCUGCGCCGGCAGAGCCACCUUCUUCCAGGACGGCAGCAUCUCCCGAGUCUCGUUGGGGCCCCUGGGGCCCUGGAGUUUGUGAGGAGAGGGAAGUUCUGCAGCUCCCCCCAGUGGACCAAUUCCCUUUAGACUUAUGGGACCGGGAGUCUCCAGUGUAGACUGUUACAGCUAGAGGGGACCUUGGCGAUCACCUACUGAUGAGGAAACCGAGCCUCAGAGACUUCAGGGAUUUUGCCCACGGUCUCACAGCCAGUUGUUUCAGGCCCAGGACAAACACUUAAAAUUCCCAGUUCAGACAGCAUUCUCCAGAACUCAAGAGAAAUGCAUUCUCAUUCCGUCCCUCCUGAAAGCUUUGAUGAGUCAUGAUUUCUGCCUUGGGAGUUAGCCAGAUGUUUGUUUCCCCCUCUGUCUUGUUCCUCAUCAGACCUUCCUUUUUAGACUAAACUGGGGGAAUUUUUUGUUUGUUUGUUUGGUUUUGGUACAAAAUUGAUUUGUGUUGGUUUAAAUCUUCGUAUUUCUUCUCUCUCCUCUAAGUUUACUUACAGUGGUGCUGCGUGAAGCAGGUGCAACCUGCAAAAGUUUGCACAAAAAGGAUCUGCCACAAUGAAAGUUGUUCUGGGAAAGUUUGAAGUGAUUUAGAGACAAGAGAGUGUGAUGUCAUAUGCUAUUUUGUGCAACCGACAACAAGCUUAAGUUUAAGGACCAUCAUUAAACUUACUACAGUUUUCAUAUAUUUUCACUAAUUGUGCAGCCAGACUAGCUCUCACACUAUCUUUGAAAGGAAGAUGGAGGGACAUUUCUUUCCCAGUUAUUUCUAAAAACACCUUUCCUUAUUGAUAGUUGGUUAACUUCUCUCCUUUCUUGCUCAGAGGAAUCAGUAAUCCUUGAGUAUGAGUAGUUAACUGCUGCUAUAACUUCCUCUCUCCUUAGUUCACAUUAGGCCAAUUUGGGGAGAGCAUCUUUUCUCUGAUCCCCAUAUUACACCCAAGUUACUUAAUAGUAAUCAGGCUAUCAGAGACUGAAUACCUGUGAUCAUUAUUCCAAAUAGGAAAGGCAACUUUUGUGGAGGGGGAGGACUCCAGGAUCUCCCAGAUGGGUGAAAUUCCUACUAGGCCAAAAUAGGGUGGGGGAAGUUAAAUAAUAUCUAAUAAUAUCAGCUCUGCCUUGAUUUACAUAGCAGAGAGUGGUCUCUCCAUGGUUUCAGAAGAGAGCUCAGUGUUCUCAGUCUUUUUUUCUUCGAGUGUUCUUUCCAGCUAGUAAAUUAAGCCUGAGGAUGUUCAUCCUUUCCCCUGUUGUUCCUCUUAUAUUGUAGUUAUUGAUCUUUGGAACUGGAAUGUUAAUUUGCAUUUCUUCCAGAUUAUAGGAGUACUUCAUGAAGGAGAUAAUUCAGAAAGUGGCAUCCCAUGCAUAUUCUCAUCUCUGGAGAAGUAAUUUCCUGUGUUUCUGUAAUUAUUUUCUGUAGAGGCUAUUAUAUUGUACAGAAGGUGGAAAUACAGAAUUUAACUCUUUAACUUUUCCCUAAGUUGGAUGGGUUCUUAGACUCAAUCUAUGAGACUGGGGGAAAAAGGCACAUACAAAAUCUGUGCAAUAAAAAUAUGUUACCAUUCUCAUUAAAGGAAAAUGAGAUAGAACAAAACUUUUAAAAUGACUUUAACACAUAGUUUGAUCAAAAGAUGCCCAAGUUCCAAGUUUUCCUAGUUUCCCACUUACUUUAGUCAGAGUUGACACAAGAACCCAAUUUUUUUUAUUGAGAUGAAAUAAAAUAUCUUUACAGAAAACACAUCUAUCUUAAGCUUGAUGAAUUUUCACAAACUGAGCACACCUGCGUAACUAGCAUCCAGAUCAGGAAACAGAACAUUACCAACACACCAGAAAUAUCCUUCAUACUCUAUUCCAGUUACCACCUUCACCUAAGGUGACCGCUGCCCUGACUUCUAACAGAUAUAUUAGUUUUUCCUGUUUUAAAAAUAUCUUAUGUGAAUGGAAUAAUUCAAUACACACUCUUGGGUCUGUCUGGCUUCUUUCGCUCCACACAACAAACUUUUAGUAGGUCAAAUAAUUUGGACUCCCCUUUAAAGAUGAUGGAAACAGUUUGGCUUGCAGAAAUGACUUGGUGAGGCAUUACUUAACAUGAUAGAAUUAAAGAAAAAUGCUAACGAAACAUAAAGCCACAUUUAUAUUCUAAUCGCAGUCUGGUUGGGGAGACCAAACAGACACAAGUGAAAUGUCUCACGUGACACCAGUGGAGGUAGAGUAUGCUGAGGAGCUCCUUCCACUGUGACAACCCAGAAUGUAUUUCCCUUUGGGAGGGCCAACAACCUUCACGAUGGGAAGGAAGGUGCCUGGUCUCAGUACUGAAGGAACUCUAUUCGUUUGGCAGCUUUUAGCCAGGAUUUUCAUUGUUUGCCAGUAUGCCAAGUUAAAGACAAGAAUAAAAUGCCUGCCUAGAAGAGUGGAAUAGAAUUUCUGUGCUCCUUUUUCCUAGUAGAGAAAGGAAUAGACUAGGAAACAAGGCAGUUGUCGUGAAGUUGCAUAAGCCACAGAACAUGGGAUUCAUGAUUAAAUGUUUGUACCUCACUUUCGUGUUUAUUCAGGCAAUAAAUGAUAAAUGUGGGUUAUAAUGACAUAUUUCACUUACACCAUAUUUUUCAGUAUAAAUGAUUAGUAUGGUAUGAAUAAUAUCAAUAGUAACAAAUGUAUGUGAAUAUAUAAAUAGUAUAAAAAUAUGUAUGUAUGAUAAAAAUAGUGUGAAAAACAUAAAUAUAUAGGUAUAGUAUAAAAUAAUCUGUGUACAUGUAAGGGCUAGGGAGAGGUCAAAGAUAAAUUAGAUAUAACCCCAAAACUCAAUGAAAUUAGAAUUUAGACAGGGAGAUGAAACAGGCAAAUAACUAUGAUGCGUUGUAGAAAGUUCUGAAUGUUAAUGGAGAGGUGUGUAGUGUAAAUGUUUAACAUUUAUUGGGUCCUUUUAUGUACUGAGCAGCAUGCUAAGCGUACAACACGCAUUUUCUCAUUUACUAUUCUGUUAUGUUGUGAACUGCACAAUAGCGUAAUUAUCCCCAUUUUAUAGAUCAGAGAUGUGGAGACUAAGAAAUGAUCAGGGAGGGCCUAAUGUGGGUAUUUGGGGUGGGCCUGGAGGAUAAAUCAGAUCUGACUUUGGGGAGAAGGAGGACAAAAGAAGGGGGGAGGGAAACAAAUGACCAUCAAGGUGUUAAAAUCCAAGGUAACGUGUAGAAUGAAUGGAACCAGGAUCCAGUCAUGUUCCACUUUGGGAACAAAAUCAGGGGGUUUAUCUGUAAAACUUGAAUCGUGAAGGCUGUAAGUAGCUGAGGACAGACUUGAGACAAAGCUAGCCAGUGGGGGCUCCUUGUCUGAUGUGAUCUCUUCAAGGCCCAGAACGUGAACGACUGCACAUUCUUUCAGACGCAGCCAGCCUUGCUGAACCGCAGUUGGGCAGAAAGGGUCACAGUGCAAGGUCAGACCCUGUUCUAGGCUCCUUGAUAAAGAGAUCAGACUUUGUGAAUACCAGAUAUUUCUGAAGUUGUGAACCGGAUCUAUGAAGUUUCGUUUCUAGACCUGCUGAAUACUUUACACAGAAAAUCAACUAGAUGCCAGGGCUAGGUAUGAAUUCUUGUUAUUCUUGUGUGUGAAGAAAUAGAUUAAUGUUUUCCCAACCUUUUCAGCAUGACCAAUAGAUUCCACUUCUGUCUGUAACUUGGCUGAGUCAUUCACGGGGGUUUAAAAAAAUUUCUUUAAUAAAUAUGUUGUCAUGUUGGUUAAGGGCCUAGUCAUUGUUGUGGACGUUCAUACUUCUGUGCUGAUGUCAGUGAACAUAAUUUAACUUGUAUAAAACUUCUGUCUACCAACAGCCAAAAAUAGUUACAUUGGUCACUUUUAAGCAAUAACUACACUGAAGGAAAAAAAUCAUCAGUUACAUGUGUGAUAGGUACACGUUAAUAUCCCUGAAUAUUUGGUUUAAGGAGUGGUAAAUUUUAUUUCUAGAAUCUUGCACAGGUACAUGUUUAUUACCUUUUUUUAAAGGAUUGUGAUUUUUAGCCUUGCAAACAGCUGUUCAUGUGGACCGAGUUGUUAGUUAUACAGACUAAAUGACAAAGAAUGCUCUUUUCAUUGGCUGUAUUUUACUACCUAUGUACCUCCUUGUGUAAGGAUUUCUUUUUUUUUUUUUUUAAGAAAACUCUCCAGCCAGUUAUUUUGCUUUUAUAUUUCUGAAGAAGAAGCCUUUGUGUAUCAAACCAUAGCCAUGUGGUGUUCACUCUUUGCAAUUCAGGUAAUUAAUUCAGCAAUGACAUCAUAGGGAAUGUGCUCAUUUUUCCAUUUCAAAUUCCUUUUCUUAGGAUCUGAUGGUUAACUCAUAUUAAGAACACAUUUUGAAAGACUCGGUUCUCACAGACAUUAUGUGUUAAUUUAAACUUUUCCUUCUUUAGCUGUGCAAGAAUAGGGGUUUUAUUCCAGGGAAGGUUGUCUACCCCUGCAACAAGAAAAAUCUAAAAUUAUCAGUCAUUUUGAUCCUGAUUCUGUUAGUUGGUUGAUCAAUUGUUACUUAUUGAGCACAAUUGAUCACUUGAUAUUUACUGAGAAGAAGGCACAGUGAAAGAUAGCAGUGGUAGGAAUGUGGCUUUGUAUUAUUUAAUCCUUGUUUUUUUAUAAAGCCAAAAAUGUUGAACUUUUAGAUCCUUUCCAUUCCUCAUUCCAGCUAUAUUUUGGUAUUCAUUUUUACUUUGACUAUUUAACUCUAUCUUUACCUGCAGCUGUCCUUUUUAAGUACUUGGGUAGGCAUGUAGUACAAAUGCUUUUAUAACAGUGGCUUUUAUGCUGUUUUGAUUGUGACUCACCCUAAAAUAUAUUUUAUACCUUACCCAGAAGACAAAAUAUGCAUAUGAAUAAGUAGAUAUAUAACCCACAAAUAAACUGAAAACAGAUACCUAACCAUCAAUCCAUUUGAUGCACUGGUAGCUUCUAUUUUAUUCUAGUGGUUCUAUUUCAUUAAAAAAUGCUCUCUCUAUUGAAUGAUUGAGUUCGUAAAGCAUCGGUGAAUUGCAUACUGCUUUGAGAAACACUGCUUUAGAAAGAGUACGUCGUUAAACAUAGAUCUAGGAACUUAUGGCAUAUUCAUAACCUGGACUGGGCCAAUGCAUGGAUCAAAGCAUGGUGCUUUCUGAACUUAUUCGUGUUUGUCUUAAAAAUCUUUCGGUCCCAAGUUCAUUCUCACAUUGUGUGAUUUCUUAUAGCUGACCAAGGAAAUCCCUACUUAGCUUCCUUGCCUUUGCUGUUUUCACUAGGACCGCAGUUCUCCAGACCUUUCUGUACUCAUUGAUGAGUUAAUGACUGAGGCAAAGUAAAUGAAACACUUCUAAGUAAUUACUACUAAAAGUAGUGACAUUUAGUAAACUAGGAGGAUAUGAGAGUUGUAUAGAUGCACUGAAUUGUGGAAAGUGGAUUCUAAGAGAGGUUAUUGAACAUUUAAUAUUGCCCUCCAGCAGUGUUUCCCUGAAGGUUCUGAAUUUCCUCCAGCAAUCUGCAGUGACUGUCGCUGUGUGGCCGGUCCUCAUUGCUGCUUCUGAUUUUUCAGGCUUAAAACCCACACCAUGGAUAACUUAUUGGACUUUGCCUGAAAGGAGUCAUUAGUGCCAUUGGAUAUUUGACCAUCCUGGCCACAGGUUUUUCAGAAUGAAUGGAAGGUCAUGCAGCAUGAGUCUCCACCGGACACUGGGAACCCCACAGGGGCCUGGGAUGAUCAGUGGCCAUCACAUUCCUCCCAUCCGAGCCCACUCGGGGACUCCUGGCCCCUCGCCCUGUGGCAGCACACCAAGCCCCGCUAUUGGAAGCCUUGCUAACAACCUCCAUCUCAAGAUGCCCUCUGGAGGAGGGCUGGCUGCUCAGAACGCCAUGGCUGAGAGCCCCAUCCAUCUGCCUGCCCUGAGCCCCAGGAGACAAGCGCUCACCAAUGGGAAGCCGCGAUUCCAGGUUACCCAGGCUGGAGGCAUGUCAGGGUCACACACUUUAAAGCCAAAGCAGCAGGAGUUUGGAAGCCCUUUUCUUCCUAAUCUCGGGAAAGGGGCUCUUGGCUUUGGGCCUCAGUGCAAGUCCAUUGGAAAAGGCAGCUGCAACAAUCUAGUGGUCACCAGCAGUCCCAUGAUGGUUCAGCGACUGGGACCCAUUUCACCUCCAGCAAGCCAGGUCUCUACAGCAUGCAACCAGAUCAGUCCUAGCUUACAGAGGGCAAUGAAUGCAGCCAACCUGAAUAUACCUCCUUCAGAUACCAGGUCCCUGAUUUCACGUGAGUCUUUGGCGUCCACGACUUUGAGUCUCACGGAAAGCCAGUCGGCCUUGAGUGUGAAGCAGGAGUGGUCUCACGGCUACAGGGCGCUCCCUUCGCUUUCCUCCAGCCACGGCUCUCAGAAUGGCAUCGAUCUAGGCGACCUCCUCAGCCUUCCUCCUGGGACCCCCGCGCCCAGCAACAGUGUCUCUAACUCAUUGCCACCCUACCUUUUUGGCAUGGAAAAUAGCCACUCUCCUUACGCUAGUCCUCGGCACUCCUCCGCCCGGUCCCACUCGGCCCGCUCUAAGAAGAGAGCCCUGUCCCUGUCCCCGCUGUCGGAUGGCAUCGGCAUAGACUUCAACACCAUCAUCCGCACGUCGCCCACCUCCCUGGUGGCCUACAUCAACGGGUCGAGGGCCUCCCCGGCCAACAUGUCCCCGCAGCCGGAGGUCUACGGGCACUUCCUGGGGGUGCGCGGCAGCUGCAUCCCGCAGCCGUGCCCGGUGCCCGGCGGCCAGAAGGGCGUGCUGGCGGUGGCCGGCGGCGGCGGCCUGGCCUACGGCGAGGCGGGCGCGCUGGAGUACGAGCGCAUGCAGCAGCUGGAGCACGGCGGCCUGCAGCCCGGCCUGGUCAACAACAUGGUGGUGCAGCACGGCCUGCCGGGCCCCGACGGCCAGCAGCAGCAGCAGCAGCAGCCCGCCGCCGGCCUGCUCAAGACCGAGCGCCUGGAGGACUUCCCGGGCGUUGCCCUGGACCUGGCCCCCGCGCCCGCGCUCCCGCCCCUGCCGCCGCCCCAGGGCCCCCCGCCGCCCUACCACGCGCACCCGCACCUCCACCACCCCGAGCUCGUGCCGCCGCCGCACGCCCAGCCGCUGGCCCUGCCGCAGGCCGCCCUGAACGACGACGGCGACGGGGAAGACGCCGGGGGCAAGCACUGCUGCCGCUGGAUAGACUGCAGCGCCCUGUACGACCAGCAGGAGGAACUGGUGCGGCACAUCGAGAAGGUCCACAUCGACCAGCGCAAAGGGGAAGACUUCACCUGCUUCUGGGCCGGGUGUCCGCGCAGGUACAAGCCCUUCAACGCCCGCUAUAAACUGCUCAUCCACAUGCGAGUCCACUCCGGCGAGAAGCCCAACAAGUGCACGUUUGAAGGUUGCAAGAAGGCCUUUUCAAGGCUUGAAAAUCUCAAGAUCCACCUGCGGAGCCACACUGGCGAGAAGCCGUAUUUGUGCCAGCAUCCGGGCUGUCAGAAGGCAUUCAGCAACUCCAGUGACCGUGCCAAACACCAGCGGACACAUCUGGACACUAAACCUUAUGCUUGUCAAAUUCCAGGAUGUACCAAACGCUACACAGACCCAAGUUCCCUAAGAAAGCAUGUGAAGGCACAUUCUUCCAAAGAUCAACAAGCAAGGAAAAAGUUGCGGUCCAGCACAGAGCUCCAUCCAGACCUGCUCACGGAUUGCCUCACUGUGCAGCCUCUGCAGCCGGCCACCUCCCCGAGAGACGCUGCUGCAGAGGGGACUGUGGGCUGCUCCCCUGGGCCCGGGCCUGACCUCUAUCCAGCUCCCCUUUUCUCCAGCAAUCAUUCAAGCCGAAGCGGAACAGCUGCUGGGGCCGUGCCGCCCCCUCAUCCUGUCAGUCACCCUUCUCCGGGACAUAAUGUACAGGGGAGCCCCCACCACCCCUCCUCCCAGUUACCUCCACUCGCAGCUGUGGACGCCGGAGCUGAGAGGUUUGCACCUCCUGCUCCAUCUCCUCACCACAUCAGCCCCCGCAGAGUGCCAGCUCCUUCUUCCAUACUGCAGAGGACACAGCCUCCCCACACGCAGCAGCCUCACCUGAAGUCCUACCACCCGGAAACAAACUCUUCUUUUCAACCAAACGGCAUCCACGUCCACGGAUUUUAUGGGCAGCUGCAGACGUUCUGUCCCCCACAUUACCCCGACUCCCAGAGAACCGUACCGCCUGGCAGCUCCUGCAGUGUGGUGCCUUCCUUCGAGGACUGCCUGGUCCCCACAUCCAUGGGCCAGGCUGGCUUUGAUGUUUUCCACAGAGCCUUCUCGACUCACUCCGGCAUUACAGUGUAUGACUUGCCUUCCGGUUCCUCAAGCCUCUUCGGGGAGUCUCUCCGCAGCGGUCCCGAAGACGCGGCAUUCUUGCAGCUCAGCGCUGUGGACCGCUGUCCCAGCCAGCUCUCCUCUGUCCACACAGAGGGCUAAAAGCUCCCCCGGCCCCUCCUGCGCAUCUAGAACCGUCUUGUUGCUUGCCGCCUUUUGUUCUCGUACCCUCACAGACUGCGCGAGGAAGGAUGUGAACCAGUCAGCAGAACCUGCGGGCUCACUGACGUGCCUUUGCAAGGCAGGCAGGACUGGACGGUCAGAGCUAGCUUUGCAGGAAGGUGUGCAGUUGCUCCCUUUUCUCUCCGGGCCUGCUGGACCCAGUGACCAGCAGGACUGUCUCCUCAAAGGGAAUUUCGAGUCUCUGUCUACUGGAUAGCUGUUACUUCCUGGCUGUCAACCCUCAGAGGACACCAGUGAAAUGAUGUGCGUGUGCAAAUGCAGUUUGGGGAUGGCCCUGGCCGAAUACUCCAAAUAGGGAAGGACAACCCAAUCGCCAGAGGCGCAGUGGGCUGCCCCACCCAACACCCGCCCUCACUGCCGGCCGGGGCAGGGCCGGACGCGCGAGGGAAAUCCGCGUCCAAAGCAUAGUGUGGUCUCAACUCCUGGAAACUCCCAGGAUUUCACUUUCCCCUUAGAUAGUCCCAUGCUAACCCAUCACUUCUCUGUUUCUCCAACAGCAAAAUAAGGUCUUAUAUUUUAGCAGCCUAUCUCUGUUUUUAAAGACUUGUUACGCAUCUACUUUAAAAGGAAAACAAAUAUUUAGGGGUCUGUUCUUUGGAUGGAAAUUAAUAUUAUUUUAAUCACCUCGGUUCCAUACGUUCUGCACAGCUGUAGCUCUGCCUGGCCCCACCCUGGAAUGUUGGUUUUGCAGUUAGCACAGGCUGCCUGAGGGAGACAGGGUGGGAACAGCCCUCGCGGCCAGUGCUGUAGCAGGAACCCUCCCGGGUGGACUGUUCAGCAACUCCACCACGAAGACCUUGCUUGAAGAAAAAGAUUGCUUGCCUGGUUUGCCCAUUGCCUCCACUCUGAUGCUCCGCCCAGAGAAAUGCCGGAAGAGGUGAGAACAGGGACAGGCUGAGCUGUGUGCCUGGGUUCUCUCGGAAAACCAAACAAAGGAUGCCUGAUGUCCAGUUACUUUGCAUGGUCUCUACUCCUUCAGGAUAUGCACUCAUCUGUCUAUCUGUCCCUUACACUUCUCCCCACCCUCCCUUUGUAUCUUUCUGACCCGAUCCUUGGCUGUGGGUCAGACGUGCCCGCCACCGCCGCCGUCUCACCGUCCACUCUUGGGAAGGUGGGCAGGAGAAGGCACCCCUUUUUCUAAAUCUCUAGUUUGAAUCUCUGGAAUUUUCACAGAGCACCUGGCCAUUCUGUAUCAACCCUAAAUAGAAAGUUAUUUUCCGUGACACCUUUACAAAGCUAUUGAAAAGAUCCCAAAUGCUAGGGCACAGGCUAGAAAAAAAUUGGCCAAACCCAAAGACCUGGUACAUUCUGGCAUUCUGGUAGUGUGACAUUUCAGAGUUUCUUUUAUCUCUUUCUAAAAAUGUUUUCGGGACAAAAGUGAAAGAUGCUGUUUGUCAAACUGAGAUCAUUACAGUCUUCGACAAGACAGUGAAACAGCGUGGUGUUGGACUUGGGGUCCAGUGACAGUUUGUAUCCUGACAUACAGGUCUUUCCGGUCUGGCUCCACAAUCAGGAGAGUUCUACCUGGCUCAGGAGUCCAUUCCAACAUGCGGUAGAAUGAGGUGAAUAAAGAACCAAGUGUGGGUUUCACUCUUACAGUGCACUUGGUCAGUCCAGAUUCUCUGACUAGUGGCCUCUGUGCUAAGUUACCGUGCAGACAUUGAAGUCUGCAAGAGAUGAGUUGUGUGCUUUACAACAGGGCAUGCACCAGGCUUCCCUUAUAAAUGAGCUCUCAGGCUGCAUGUAAAAUACCAUCCUUCUUGCAGACUUUGUGCCCCUUGGCCUAAGCCAGGACACAUGCAUACGUACACUGGCUUCGUCGGUAAUAUCCCUCAUACAUCCUCUGUCACACUCUAGAAAGAAAGGAAAAUUCUGGCAUCUUUAGAGAGACCAUUUAUCCCUUCUUAAAUAUGGAAGCCUUUGUGAGGAACUCAAAUACCCUUUGUUUGUGCAAUGAGAAAAAAGAUGAAAAGGCUAAGGUGUUAUUGCAGUUGAUGCUGUCAGCCCUGCCUGUGGCUGUAUAUAAUUUAAAGUAGAAAGGGGGAAGGAGGAUAAGACAAGAAGCUGAACCUCAGAAAUCGUGGACCAUCACCUCCCCCAUUUGGACUUAACAAGGCCUCUCCCAGUCACCCUGCCCCUUUCUUGCCUCACCUGGCCCAGAGGGAUUCAGGGAGGGGCCAGGCAGCAGACCUGCAGCGCCUCCCUCCUCAGCAGGAACUCAGAGGCCCAGCCCCUGAGGGACACUCAUGUUGUCCCAGGGAGCCUGCAGGAAGCAGUGCAGCCCCUCAAGUGCUUCUCCGCGUUCACUGAUGGCUGCAGGUUUGAGGUUAGGGCCUCAGGAUGUGACACAUUCAGGUUCCUUUUAAACAACACAGACUGUCCUUAGUUUCCAGAAUCUCUCCUGAUCUUAAAAUGUGUCCCUUGCUUACUUUUGAAGCAUUGCAAAAGAUUCGUAUAUGCUUUCCUCUUUUUUGUAGCAGUGUAUAAGUGGAAACUUCAAAAAACAAUUCCCUUCCAUUUCCUGGCCUUUUCAGUCUUGAUAUGUAACCAUUUUCAUAAACAUCCGAACAGAGAUUGUCAUUCCCCUUUUUAUAAAAAAAAAACAAAAAACUAGUGCUUGUGAAAACACACACAGCCCAAAGCCAAUUAUCCUAUUACAUUAGGAAAAAAAAAAUCAGUAUGCCUAGAGUCAUUUAAUUUGCUACAUGGUCUUAAUUCCCUAAAGGGACUGCAUCAAAAUGUCAGUUGUAAUUUAGCCUCUGAUCAGCUGUUAAAUAUUAUUUAAAUGUUGGCUGGUCCUGUGGGGUAUCUCCUUUUACCCGUGUCUCCCCCAAAUUACAUAAGUGAUUCUAAAAUGGAAAAAAAAAGUCUUUAGUAGAUCACAGCAUAGUUUCCACUGAUAACAGAGUGUUGGUUUUGUUCAGUUGCUUUUAAAUUACCAGCUGUCAAGCACACGAGGACACUAAUACCAGUUCUGAACAAGGAUAAAUUCAGCUCCCCAAUCUGAGAACCUUGACUUUCUAGUUGCCUUGAAGUAUUGGGAAUAGUGACUGUAAAUGUUCAGUUUAAUUAUUUGCUAUUUUAUUUGACUGUGUUGACCAUGGCAUUUUAUAGCAGCAUUUUUUAAUGGCACUUUUUGUUGGUGGUGUGGAAUUUUUGCGGUUACUUUUUUUUUUUUUUUUUUUUAAAAGGAAAAAAAAAAAAAAAAAAAAAAAAGCACUCAUCGGAGAAAUGGUGAGUGUAAAACAGAAGAGAUUUAUUUUGUACAGACAGCAAAGCAUCCUGUGUAAUGUUGCUGACAUAAAGCACUUUGGGGGGGAAAAGUGGAAAUCUGUUUUCCAUAAAUCACACAGACUCUUGUACAUAGUUAUAUACACUCACGUAGAGAAAUGAACUGCAUAUAUCAUACUGGAUAUGGGGCCAAUUUUACUCUAGAGGCACAUCUGGUGCUUAUUGUCAUAAAUCUUUUAAAGAAUUAGGUACACUUUUUUCUAUUAAUAUGUAUAGUUUUGUGAUUUGUCACAGUUAUGUUUCAUAUAAUCAUAAGUUAUUUUGUCUUGUUUCAUGAAGUCCUUUUUUUAUGUCAAAAGUAAAAUGAAGGGAUUGUGCACUUGGUACAGAAUAAAACUGGAAAUAGAGGCUACGCCCUCCUGCCUGGAAUCCUCCUUCAGCAUGUCGCUUUAAAAUGCAACGGCCACAACCGUUGUUUGUUUGUUUCAUUAUUUUGUUUUGUUUUGCCAUCAGCUUGCUACGUAUUGGGGAUGGUAAUUAUAAUUAAAAGCAGACUGGGGUGGGGGGGUGGGGGGAGGGAAUGUCCAAGGCCAGCUUUAAAAUGCCGCAUUGCUUUGGGCCAGAGCUGCAGCCUGGAUUUAAUUAUAGAUAUGAGGACGAAAUGGCAGUAAAAUGAAUGUCUCCCUGAAUCCUUUACAUGUUGGGAGUGUCCAUAAAUAAAACAUGAAGUUUUAUUUCAUCAGAUUUAA